GUUACUUUCAGUUUAGUUUUUUAACACGUUAACGUAUUUUUUUCUGGCGUUUAUUUAUUUUCCAACUAUUUAUUACAACUAUAUGGCAGCUCUAUUUUUUGACAACCAAAUUUAUUUUGCGCUUAUAAACGGUCUGCCAGAUACGUUUACUACAAAGGUCAUCUUGUCAUUUGUAACUGUAUUUGCACUUAUAUUAGUAUUCAAAAGACGAAGAAAACAUCAUCAUGAUCAUCAUCAAAAUAGUCAAAUUUUGUUGAAAGAGUAUGAUAGAUGUGCUUUCCCCAAUUGUAUUCGUUGUAAACGACGAUCGGAAAUAAUGACAAGAGCAAGAACAUUAUUUAGACAAAAUGUUAACGGAGUAAAACUGCUGACACUGGACGAACACGAAGAAAUGAGUUGUCAAUUGCAAGAAUAUAAUACUAAUAAAAAAAGAGAUAGAUCUAUAUCAAAAGGUGCCGUGCAGGAUCCAGAAAUAUUUUACUUGCCACAUAUUGGCACUCAAACAUUUUGGAAUGUUUCAGAAUGCCUUAAUACUAAUAUUUUGACAGAAAAUGUAUUUCAAGGAAUCAAAAGUGAAUAUGAAAGUGUUAAAAUACAUAUUUCGAAGACCAAUGGCAGUUCUGAAGUCAAUCGUGGCAGUUGGAAAGUAAACAAUACACCAAAUGGAAAAUGGUGUUUCUUCCAUCUAAUUGACCAGGGUUGUGUGACAAAAAAUGCACCCAGGUGUCCAAAAACAAUGAAUUUUUUGUUUUCUGUCAGAGGUUUCAUGAAUAACACAGUUUUUGGAAAUGCAGGGUUUUCUGUGAUAUAUCCAGGAACACAUAUUACAGAACAUUUUGGCCCAACAAAUAUUCGACUUCGCUGUCAUUUAGGCCUGCAGAUUUCAGAAGAUUGCUACCUCACUGUUGGUAAUGAUCAGUGCACUUGGAAUGAUAGGGAAUGUUUAAUUUUUGAUGAUUCUUUUCUACAUUCAGCAACAAAUUAUGGAAAGAAAGAGAGAGUUAUUUUGUUGUUUGAUAUAUGGCAUCCUGAUAUUCCAUAUUCAAAGAGGUUAUUAUUACAAGAUAUAUUUUCUGCUGUCCCUCUUGACGGCUAAUCCAUUAUUUUGACAAAUAAACCAUACCUCCAGAUAUAAAUCUAUGCAAUACAUACUACUCAAUAUGACUAGAGAGAGAUAUGAAUUUCCAAAUAUAUUUAGCUGAAGAUUUUGAUUGGCUCCACUGAAGACUUUAUUCACUGUGUGUAUUCUCUGGAAAGUACAGUUACAGACCAUGACAAAAAUUAAUCCUUUUGAGGAAUGUGCAGAUUUUCACUGGUUGGUUUUUUUUUGAAGAUUUUUGUGUUUAGGCCGUGGUGUGAAAUGUCUAGCUAGUCUGCUUCUGUUUUUCCGUACCAGCAAAUUUCGGGAGGAAAAAAAAGUACAUCAUCUAAUUCUUCUGGUAUGACUUUGUACUGCCAAACAACUUUUCUGUUAUCCAAUCUUUGACGUUUGGCAGAAAACGUAAAAUAAAUACGGGCUUACUUAUCAACGUGCGAUGGUAUUUGAAUUUCGCGGUGAUUUGGUUUUAACAGAUCACAUGACAUAGCUCGCCAAUCAGACACACACGACGAAAAGUUCAAAAGGUCGUUUGGCUAAAGGUCACCUGCACUUUGUUUACGUUUUGUUACAAACAGUACAUGGCGGAAGGAUAGCUAAAACUGCAUACCUAUUUUGUUAAAAACACUGAGCUAAAACCUUUCACUGCGACAAGCUGGGAAGAAUUAAAGGUAUGUGCUAACCAGUGGAUCAAAUUAGAUGGAAAUGGCAGGCUUGUGCAGGAGACAAAUGCUGAUUUGCUUGACAAAGAAAUCCAGGAAUGUGCAGUCAAAACUCUCACUGGGGUAUAUUAUUAUUAUACUUAUAGGCUACUAAAUACAGACUUCUCACAUUCCACGUUACCAACGUAAACAAAACUGUGUAUGAAACAUUAUCACGAUUCCAAAAUUGUUGAAGAAAGUGAUGUUUAGAAAAAAAAAAAAAAAAUGGUUAAUUUGUAAAGGGCAAUGGGAUCAUAUCUUAACAUUUUCUCAUUUUCUUGCAAAUGCAAACUGCUGAACUUGAAGAUAUCUAAAUGCAUGACAACCCAGAGGGACUACUCGGCCCAAGACCACUCAGACCAAUAGUCCACUCAGUCAAAGACAGAAGACCACUAUGGUAAAAACUGUGUCACCAUGGGGUGAAAUCCAAUGUGCAGUACUCAUAUACCCAAGUUGUUAUGGAGAAAAAUAGAACCGAAAUACAAGUGCACAGUGCACUUUCUUUUUUUUGAAAAAAAUAUGUAUGAAUUAUUUCUGCACCAGACUGAGCUUGCAUGAGUCUCCUGGCUGAAAAUGUCGCUGCGGCCCUUGCAUCCGCAGUCAAAAAGGGAGCAUAUUCUGUCGCAUUCCUCCCUGGUUGCCUUACUAUAGCUACGGAAAUUUAAACCUGUCUUUUUAAAGUCUAUUGAACAAAUGACAGGGUAAGAGUGAAUAGAGAUCAAGCACCAAACAAAAUUUUCAAUGUGAAUGUAAAUCAAGCUGCAUUACAGAUAGAUAUACUUGUUACAAGUGAAAACUUUCUUGUAUGGAUUUGUGUAUAUUGUUAGAAUAUAUUAAGUGACAGCCAAACAUAUGCUGACAGUGACAUUGAUUUUAAUAGUGAUGAUGAUAUUGAUGAAAUUAUGUGAUUUUUAUGAGUAGGCCUACACCUGUAUACAUGUAUUUUUGUAAGCAGUUUUUAAAUAUUACAUAUUUUAAACAUGUUUUACUUAAAUGUACUGUACAUGUCAAUAAUUUUCGUAUUAUAUUUUGUCACUUUAUGCUUACUAUAUGUUUUUAUUUUACUUUUUUAUUCUAAUUCAUGGUGCAGGCGGAGGGACUGACAAGGCACAAGGACAGCAGUCUAGUCGAGGUCCCGUGUAUACAUUGGUGUGCAUGUAAAAAGAUCCCCUGGCAGUUGGAAUUUGAUAUAAGCGUAGGCCAUAGUGCUGUGCCCGGGCAAAAUUUCCGUCAUAGCACACUGUAUGGCAUAUGCUCAUCUUCAUUAGCCCAGUACAUGUAUAGGAGCAGAACAGUAGUACAUUAAACCCCAUUUCACGUCUAAUUCAUUUUACUAGAACCAUUUUACUUAGGUACAUGUAACUGUUUGUUUUUCUCUUAUAUGUACUUUUAUUUACUGGUUGGUAUAUAUCUUUUAAUUUUGUACAGUGUAUAUGGGCAAAAGACCUGAUCUGUGUGUAAAUACAUGUAUUCUGUGAAUAUAAGAACCUGAACAGCACAUAAGAAAAUGUUCUCCAGUAUUAAUACAUUUAUAAAUGAUGACAUUAUUAUUAUUAUAUACAUUUUUCAUUAAUACUAGUGGUGUAUGGUAUUGUUGUGUACAGGAAAUUUAUAUAAUUGCAUUUGUUUAUUUUUUUUUUUAAAUAAAUGUACAUAUACUCACUUAUAGGGGGGUCGGGUACCCGAAUGGGUAGCAUGUGUGCACUGUAUCAUAAGGUCUGUCAUUGAGUGCACUGGGGUGGAUUAGAUUCCAUGGUUGUACAUGACAAGGGGAAGGGUUGCCUGUCCAACCUCAUGGGUUUUCUCCGGGUCCUCCGGUUUCCUCCCACAGCUAAAGACUACUACACGCAAGUCAAUUAUUGGAAUAAAAUUGAACCAUGUGUUAGUCCCGAAAUUAACUAGUUUGUGUCGAGUGGAAAAUUAACCCCAUUUCUCUCUUUAUAUAAUCUUAUAAUAAGUCUAUUGUUUUCUUUUUUAAAAAAAAUUGUAUAAUUGAUGAAGGUGAAUUAUUAAUUGUAUCGAUCAGAUCACAUGGUAUUAUUAUUUUUGUUUUUUUCUUAACAUUAUAUAUAAUUAUAAGACCGAACCAAUAUUUCAAUCAUGCCAAAAUCGUUUUCAUCUGUAUUUAGUAUAUAUAUCUCUCUUGGAUAUUGUUUCACUGAAAUAGUUUUGAAAAAAUACUUGUUUCCAGAAAAUAACAAA
Patella vulgata (common limpet) is the source of this 3999-nucleotide messenger RNA. Its product is annotated as aspartate beta-hydroxylase domain-containing protein 2. Bases 83 to 1096 code for a protein of 337 amino acids. The record is from RefSeq and is a predicted model, not a curated record. Lineage: Eukaryota; Metazoa; Mollusca; Gastropoda; Patellidae. The transcript is spliced from 2 exons.